Microcebus murinus (gray mouse lemur) is the source of this 3099-nucleotide messenger RNA. Lineage: Eukaryota; Metazoa; Chordata; Mammalia; Primates; Cheirogaleidae. The record is from RefSeq and is a predicted model, not a curated record.
UUACAGGCUGGGAGUCUGGGGUGGAGGGCUCUAGCUUUUGGAGAGUGGAGUUUUGGCGAACCAAGACUGCAAGUGGCACCGUGGGAGAAACUCCUCCUUUAACCCUAAGGACACUGCAAGGGCCACUGGGGAAGAGGACAAGGCUGGAGAGGGUGGGAACAGCAUGCCAGAAGAGAGGAUAAGAGGCGGAAAUGAGGGGUGGGCGUGGUGGUGCGGGUGCUGACAUUGCCAUGAGAUGACGGCAGAGUCCGAGCUUUGGCAUUAGAGCGCUCUUGGCUACUUGCUCUGUGGCUCCGGGUGAGCUGCUUACUCUCUCUGAGCUUCUGUUGAUCAUGGGAAUAAUAAAAGCAACCACACAGGCAUAUAGUGAAGACUGAAUGUGAUAACGCACAGUGCCAGGCAGGUGGUAUGAGCCGUCUGUAAGGGUGGCUCUUCACUCUGAUCCUUGAAAUAUUCCAGCCUGAGCCCUGUAGCUUCAUCUUCUGUUCUGGGCACGCGUAAUGCAGGAUCCUUGGUUGUAAGCUACAGAAACCAUUUCAGGGGGGUUUAAGCAGAAAAGGAAUUUAUUUAAAAGAUGAUAGGAAAGCUCACAGAAGGCUGGAGGGCCAGGCUUGGAGAAUAGGGCGGAUCCAGCAAGGCUGGAAGGAGGCAGGACCACAGCCUAAUAUCACGCCCCAGGACCAGCCCAGCAAGGACUCUGUGGCCUUCUCUGAGCCCCUCUCUUUCCUCUGCUGCCUGGGAAGCUGGACGUGGCACCACAGCAUUGGCAGUGUGGUGUGUCCACUGACCUGCCACCUCAGGGCUACUGGCUUCUGAUCCACAUUUGGGUGGGGGCAUCUGAUUGCCCCAGUCCACGUGUGCCAGCAUUGGUACUGGGGAGGGGGCUGGAAACCACUCUGGCUUUUGUAGUGGGAGAUGCCUUUUGAUUCCUCAAGACUAAUGUGGGGGAAAAGUUUCAGACGCCAUUCAUCCAAAAAGCUAACACGUGUCUACACGGGAAACAAAAAUGCUUUGACAGUGGUCCCUGUGCUUGAGUUGCUCACAGACACAUAGGCAGACACUUGUGGUGGGAAGGGAUGGAGGCAGCUGCAGACGUAAGUGGCUGAGCUGGCAAAGGAACGCCAGCAACAGGCCCUCCACCCCCACGGUGGACAGUCUGAGACGGCCCUGUGUGCUCCUGGCUACCUGGGUGGCAUGGCUGGGGUGGAAACUGAUGACUGGGUGGGGCUGUGUCCCCCUGAGCCAGACUUGGACACACUAGAAUUUGUGUGAGGCUGGGCGUGACACACCUUGUCAUGCUCACAGGAAUAAUGAAAUUGCUCGGGCUAAAAAGCUGCAACCUGGCUGACGAGGCCUCCCUUUCGUAUCUAGUCAUGCUUUACACCCAUUCUGCUGCAUUCUUGAGUAAUCUCUUGCCCUCUUGGGGCCUCAGCUUUCCAUCCGGAUCAGAGGAUAGACUUGCUCAGGCUCAAGAGAUCCGAGACAGGACCAGGAGGAGGAAGGCGUGCUUGCUGCUCUGGGAGACCACUUGCCUCAUUCCAUAUCCUUCUAUCAGGUAGAGGGGAUAUGAAGGGAGAACCAGCUGCUCAAUUGGGUUAUUGCCACAAGACCAAGGCCUUGGGGGGGAUGGGGGACUCUCUGUCCUCAAGCCUGGACUUCCAGCUCUGCCAGGGUAACCAGGUCUUCUCAGCCUGCAGGCCACCUCCAGACACAGUGGAUGCUCAUGGCCCGUCCUGUGCCAGCUGGCUGUGCCCUGUGCCGCUGACACCGGCCAGGUCUUCCCUGCUGGCCUGCCCCCAGGGCCUGGACCUAUACCUGUGUGCCCUGCAGCCGGCAGCCCUGGGCACAGCCCCGCAGGGUCUCAGAGAGGACGCCUUAAGCAUGAAGCACCAGCCACCAGGGCUGCAUGCCAGCUCCACCAAUGACGAGAAACUCACAGCCAAGUACCCACCAUACAGGGACAAGAUGGGAAGCCAGCCUGAAAGAGCUGACAAAGGGACCCUCAGCCCAGCCUUCUCUCCUCACAGCAGCUCUUCCCCACCCUCCUGGCAGAACAGAAAGAGCCCUAGCCCCUUGGCUUUCUGCCCCUGCCCCCCUCCUGCCCCCAUCUCCAAGGUGGUCCCGUUCCACUUCUACCCCUUCUACCCUGGGCACUCACUUCUCCUGCCUCCACGCUACCUGUUCACCUAUGGGGCCCUACCUUCUGUCCAACGUCCCCACCUCUUCAUGCUACCCCAAGACACCUCCUGCCCCACCAUGGCUGUGCCCAGCUUGCUGAUGACAGUCAAUAAGCCCAGGCACCCCAGUGCCCCUACAGACACUCUGCUUCCCUACCCAGGGGCCUGCCAAGCCUCUGGCCAAGCCCCACCUUCACAGGCCCAGAAUCCAGGCCCUGGAGCUGCUCCAAGCUACUCCCCAGGGCUGGAGUGUGCUGGCGUGGUGGCCCCAGCAAAGCGGGCCCCACUGGGCUCCCAGACAGGCACAGCAGCACUGCCCUACCCGCUGAAGAAAGAGAAUGGCAAGAUCCUGUACAAGUGCAACGUGUGCAGCAAGAGCUUCGGGCAGCUCUCCAAUCUCAAGGUCCACCUGCGUGUGCACAGUGGGGAGCGCCCAUUCCAGUGUACCUUGUGCCAGAAGAGCUUCACCCAGCUUGCCCACCUGCAGAAGCACCACCUGGUGCACACUGGGGAGCGGCCCCACAAAUGCCCGACAUGCCACAAGUGCUUCAGCAGCUCCAGCAACCUCAAGACCCACCUGCGCCUGCACUCGGAGGCCCGGCCCUUCCAGUGCAGCGUCUGCCUGAGCCGCUUCUCCCAGCACGUCCACCUGAAGCUGCACCAUCGGCUGCACGCCCCAAGGCCCUGGGGCCUGGCUCACACCCAUCUGCCCCUGGCCCCUCUGGCCUACCCUGCCCCAUGGCACCAGGGAGCACUAGAUCUUGUAGUGGUGCCAUCAGAGAAAGAGAUGGGCUGGGACGUGGGCAGGGUCAAGGUGUCCUUGACAUCCCAGGGAAAUCAAGAGCAGCCAGCCUGAGUGGUGGUGCCAGGACUGCCCGGGGGAGGGGGGCGGGGAGAAUAAUUAAAGGAUUUUUUUCUCUAA